UAAAGUGGGUACUUCAGCACAACAGCAAACCUUCAUAACACGUUGCAUUCACAGGCUCUGCAUUGACGUCACAAUGACACAGUGAAGCCAAACACAGGAGCUGGGAACAGUUCUUCUGCUUCACUUUUGAUAAUUGAGUGAGUUUGCCACCACCCCAUUCCUUCCAGCAUGGCUAAGAGUGCAGAAGUGAAGUUGGCGAUCUUUGGUCGGGCUGGUGUGGGCAAGUCAGCUCUUGUCGUGCGCUUCCUGACCAAACGGUUCAUCUGGGAGUACGAUCCAACGCUAGAGUCUACAUAUCGUCACCAAGCUACCAUUGAUGAUGAAGUGGUUUCCAUGGAGAUACUAGAUACAGCUGGUCAGGAGGAUCCUAUCCAGAAAGAAGGACACGUGCGAUGGGGUGAAGGCUUUGUGCUGGUUUACGACAUCACAGACCGAGGCAGCUUUGAGGAAAUGCUGCCGCUAAAGAACUUGUUGGAUGAAGUUAAAAAGCCCAAAAACGUCACCCUGAUCCUGGUGGGGAACAAAGCAGACUUGGAUCACUCCAGGCAAGUCAGCACAGAGGAAGGUGAAAAGCUGGCCACGGAACUAGCAUGUGCUUUUUAUGAGUGCUCUGCUUGCACGGGAGAGGGCAACAUUAUGGAGGCCUUCUACGAGCUCUGUCGUGAGGUUCGGCGGCGAAAGAUGGUCCAGGGCAAGACUCGGAGGCGAAGCUCCACCACCCAUGUCAAGCAGGCAAUUAAUAAGAUGCUUACCAAAAUCAGCAGCUAAAAAGAGCUGUACUAAACCAGAUAAGAUUUUAGAGCAUAUUAGCUUGGAGGCAGGGAUGAGGCAGGCAGAGCACAUUUAAUUAAAAAUGGUCAAAGCUUUGCAAUGGACAAAAAAAAAAUAAAAAUAUGAACAUCACCGUAUUUUUGAAUAACACAGAGUCGUACUAUUUUCCUGUUUUGAAAUGUAUUUAGCCACACUGCUUCUGGCUAAUGUGGAAAAAAAACCAAAAACACCAAGGGAAAAAACCACCAAAUGUACUCCAAAGGACUAGAUGAUUGCAGGAAUUGGCACCAACAGAGAAUCUUCUGCUUCUACGUGGCUAGUCCAACGUCCUGCAAAUCAGUAGUGCCUAAACAUCAUUUCCAACCAACCAGCUGCUCAGUAAGAUUCAGCCUUCACUCCAUCAACUACCAUCACAGCUAACAUUCUCCAGGACUGAAUACGUGUAGAGGCUGCUCUGUUAUAUCAGAAAGUUUACCUGACACCUUCAACCAGCUCUAAGUUGGCUCAUUGUGUGCUUUUACUCCAAACUGUACUUCCUUGUUAUUUUUGUCAAAUCUAUGAGUGCUGAUGUUCUUAGCAAGGUAUGCAAAAAAUAUAGGAAAGGUCUAUUUUAUGGAGUGUUUGGCCAGCAAGACAUACAUUUCAACAGAGCUGAAGUUCAGCUGCUCUUCCAGAUCCUACGAAACUGCAGAAUUCAUGAAGAAAUAACCAGCUAGUCCAGUGGCAUUUCAGCUUUUUUCCCCUCAAAGUGCAGGACUGUACUUGGGGAAAUGGGACUAAAUGUGUUAUGAAGUCAAAUUAAAAAAAAAAAAUAUUACUAUUGAUUUAGUUAUGGGUAGUUUUUAGCUUUUGUUUACACUUCUUGUUUUGAUCUUUUUUCAAUUCAAGUAGUUCCUCUUAGUCUAUCUUAUACUGAAGAAGAACAGAAUCCUUGGGAAGGCAAGUAUUUAAAGUCUAACACCCAAAUGCAGAUCAGAUGUGACUGGCCUCUACCAUAUCAAAAGAUCACAGUUUCCAGCUGUUUAAACUUCCAGAUGUUGCUUGGAGCACUCUGGGGUUUAAACCAGCACAGUUUUUUUGCUGCUUUUAUCUGGCACAUCGAAGUGAAAGUGUAUUUUAUCAGAUUUUGGUGCCAGGGAUAAAAAGUGUUCAUUUUUUUCUUCUCCCUCAUGCAUCUGAUUUAAGCCAGCUGUCAAAUUUUGCCUCCUGUCUAGUUGGUUUGUUAACUGUAUGCUAAAAGAUGUAAGAACCAAGACUGGAAGAUUUAAAUUCAGAUUGUCCUGGUUUCCCACCAGUUGUGUUGCAUCCCUUUAGGCAGCGUGGUGUGCAGUUCAGACUGUUAUCAUGAAGAACCACAGCCAAAGGUUGGGAUGAUAAAUGGGAAUAUUAGCAGUACUCUCCUUUGAGGGAACCCCCCCCUUUUAGCAACUACUUACAACUUUAUUCUCCACUGCUUUGUACUUCCUAUGGUUAUUUGCCUCUGUGAUGAAGUAACUCCAAAAGGCUAUCACAUACAAAUUGCCACAGAUUUAGGAGAAUAUCUAGUUGGAUAAUGUUUCAGACAGUUAUAGGUAGCCAUAGAGGUGAUGGAACAGGCUGAAGAGUCAGAUUUGUUAAUCCCUGUCGACAGAGAAAAGUUCCAAGUUAGGACUUCUUUCAAAAGAAUGUACUUCAAGGUAUUUUACCAAAGUAAUUAUUUUUAAACUCUCUCUUUUACCCAACCAGCAUCAAAGAACAUCACAUUCAUAUAUAUAUUUUUUUUGUGUUGUUUUUUGUCUCCUCUGUUUCUGUAUUCUAGACAGUGAAAACUCAUUUCACUCUUCUGGAAUCAAUGUCUAUAUUUUGGUCCUCAUGUUCAAGUAUAUUUCCAUACACCAUCUGGACACACUGCAGUGGAAACACUACCUUGUGCUUCUGGGCAGGGGGUUCUUGCA
Manacus vitellinus (golden-collared manakin) is the source of this 2705-nucleotide messenger RNA. RefSeq names its product RAS like estrogen regulated growth inhibitor (gene RERG). Gene Ontology annotation, molecular function: GTP binding; GTPase activity. NCBI's taxonomy places the organism in Eukaryota, Metazoa, Chordata, Aves, Passeriformes, Pipridae. The transcript has 5 exons. The record is from RefSeq and is a predicted model, not a curated record. Bases 169 to 768 code for a protein of 199 amino acids.